AUGUCCUCCGAUGCAGCGGCUUUGCCCUCUCCACCCGACUUUGCCCCUUGGGAAAAGGCCAAUCGUCCUCAGUCCCUCGGGAGUAUGUAUUCAGGUGAAGCAGGGCAAAUUGGCCCGCCUGGCCUGUAUCAGAACAACCACUCCACUCCUCCACUUGGCGCUCGGUCCCCGCGAUUUCCUAGCAUAAAAGAUCUUCAAGAACAUGCAGCAGCUCUGGACGUGGACGAGUCUUCGUCGCUUGAUGAUUUGCUAAACCGGGCCCAAGAGGCAAUAAAGCGUGCCAGGGAUUUGGCUGACAGUGAUCAGCCCGAUAUAGCUUAUGUGGAAUACCUUCGUGCUUCCGAGAUUACUGUCAAUAUAAUUCCUCAUCAUGCCGACUAUCGAAUAGCUGCCACCCAGCGUCCCGGAUGGUACAAACAAUUUGCGGAUUUAAUGAUGGCUGUGCGCACGAAGCAAGGGACGAUGGAUGACAUCAAACGGCAGAUCCUGGAGGAUAACUUCAACAAUAACGUACAACCUACGGGUGCAUUGGGGCGUGGUUCUUUGAUGCCAAUGUCCGAAUUCAUUCCUGUUGGUACUUUCCGAAGCCCAAGCCCGAGAGGUCGCCGAAAUGAAUUGGGAGAAAACUCAAUACGAAUGCCUAGCCCACGGGAGUUUCAACCGUCGUCUGAUCAGAAACCGAGUAGGCAUUCGACUCCUGUAGAUGAUAUACUCGCUCAGCGUUUUGCCAGACUGAGAGCCUCGCCCCCAAGUACGAAUGGACUGGGGCCGGCUACAAACUGUGAAAAUGGAAGUGCUUCAACACCAGAAUAUACUGAUAAUCGUCCUCCUCGACCAUCAUCUUACAUGUCCCAAGGACCCGUGCAAAGUUCAACUCUUAGUUCACCGACACGGCGUCCUCUAGGACCCCGUAGCAUGGGGUCUUCUCACAGCGUGCCCGCUUUACCUCCCAAACUUCCUCUCAAUACAUCACUUCCUCGUGCACCAGAUCCUGCUUAUAGUCCCAUAUGGACAGUACCGUCACAGCCGGCUUCAAACCCCCCGAGGACUUCUACGGAGAGCUCGCGCCCAGUCAACCCGAGAUAUUCGCAUUUCGUCAGCUCUCCACGCGACAGUCCAAGUCGUAACGGCUUCGAAGAUAACCCUUACAGAUCACGAACCCCAAACGGCGUCCAUCAGGUGAAGGAACCUCGAAGCAAUACCGCAGAUUUACCAUACAGCACCACCAUUAGCGCCCACGACUUGCUUGAUUGUCUUCGAAAAUACAAUGUAUUGAUAAUCGAUGUACGCCCGCGAGAUCAGUACGAUAACGGUCAUAUAUACGCCAAAUCGAUAAUUUGCAUUGAACCAGUGAUACUGAAAGAAAAUGUGUCCGCUGAAGAGCUCGAGGAACGCCUGGUAGUGUCCCCUGAGCAUGAACAGUCUUUGUUCGAGAGACGCAACGAAUUCGACAUGGUAGUGUAUUAUGAUCAAGAUACUGGCUCAGUCAGUUACCUGGCUGGGUCACCUGUCGGGACAACAGCGCCUCAUCUCAGAGCGCUCCAUGACACCCUUUAUGAAUUCAAUGCCUAUAAAGCUCUGAAAGAUGGACGGCCUCCAGCGCUUUUGAUUGGAGGCCUGGACGCGUGGAUUGAUCUUCUUGGUCAGCAAUCGCUCGCCACGUCUUCCACUGCUGCUGUAAUGGGGUCAAUUCAAGCAAAGCGAAGACUGGGACGACCACUUGGAAGGAUACCGACCAUAGCAAGUGCCAAUUCCAGCUUAGAAGUGAGGAAAAGGAGGCUCCGUGAAUAUAAACCGCUAAACCCCGAGGAGCUCACAGAAUGGAUGGAAAAAUCGAAGAACGAAGAGAUCGACACCAGUGCAUACAUUGAAGAAGAGGACCUUACUGAGGAACCAGAAGAAGAGGCCAAAAACGACGAGCCUCCGUCACCUUUUGUGCAUACUUAUGAGGACUUCUUGCGUCGCUUUCCAGAGCCACAUGCUGUUCAACAAUCCAUGGCGGCGGCGCCACAUGCACGACGACCAGUAUCAAUAAUGCCCAACUAUGCCGCCCCGGUUCCUGUCGCCCCUUCACGGCCUACUCCCGCAGUUCCACGCCCAAGCUACAGUGGAGUUUCAGAUGGCCGCCAGAUACAACCCACGCUGGAACGACAAAACUCUGCUACCAAGACUGCUCUGUACACGUCGAAUUCGAUGUUGAAUCGUCUCAAACUUCCCCGAACCGGAUUGACCAAUUUUGGAGUCACCUGUUACAUGAACUCGACAAUCCAGUGUCUGAGUGCCACGAUAAUGUUGAGUAAGUUUUUCAUCGACAACCGCUUUCGGUUUUAUGUGCAGAGAAACUGGAAGGGCUCUCAAGGAGUCAUGCCAGGGCUCUUUGCCAACCUAAUCAGAUCACUGUGGAAGAACGAUGUGGAAGUAAUCAUGCCCACCUCUUUCCGGAACUUUUGCGGACGCCUGAACCAGGAGUGGGUCAUUGACCGACAACAGGAUGCCAAAGAGUUCUUUGAUUUUGUGGUGGAUUGCCUACACGAGGACCUCAAUAUUAAUUGGCAAAGAACACCUCUGCGACCGUUGACCUUUGAAGAAGAGGUGCAACGAGAAAGGAUGCCCGUCUCGAAGGUCUGCCGGAUCGAAUGGGAUCGGUAUUGCCACCGAGAAGAGUCUUUUAUCUCGUCACUUUUCGCCGGCCAGCAUGCCAGUCGACUACGCUGCACAACCUGCCAGCGAACAUCAACUACCUAUGAGGCAUUCUACAGCAUAAGCGUGGAGAUCCCCUCGUCUGGGGCGGGCGAUAUCUAUCAGUGUCUUCGAAGCUACUGCAAGGAGGAGAUGCUGAGUGGUGACGAGGUGUGGAAGUGCCCGUAUUGCAAGUGUGAGCGAGUUGCGACGAAGCAGAUCAUCAUCACGCGUGCUCCACAGGUUCUAGUCGUACACUUCAAGCGGUUUUCGGCCUCCAAGAUGCACAGUGCCCGGAAAAUACACACGCCCAUUGAGUUUCCCUUACAUGGGCUUCGGAUGGAUGAUUUUGUGUUUUCACCGCCAGCGCAGGGUUCGUCUACGGACCCUAACCCAACCGCACGACAGGACACCAUCUCGGCCACGACCCCACCAUUUACGUACGAUGCUUACGGCGUACUGCGGCACCUAGGGUCAUCGAUGAGUAGUGGUCAUUACAUUUCUCUGGUCCGGGACGCACAGCGUCAAUGCUGGCGAAGAUUCGACGAUGAGCGGGCGACAGACUUCAACCCCCGCGACCUGCGCCAUCGGGAGCGGCUACAGAACGAACAAGCAUAUAUUGUAUUUUAUGAGCGAGUCCCUGUAAAGUGA
This is a messenger RNA of Aspergillus tanneri, 3330 nucleotides long. It is a transcript of the gene DOA4, whose product is annotated as putative ubiquitin C-terminal hydrolase. The transcript is spliced from 3 exons. Gene Ontology annotation, molecular function: cysteine-type deubiquitinase activity. Gene Ontology annotation, cellular component: cytoplasm. Lineage: Eukaryota; Fungi; Ascomycota; Eurotiomycetes; Eurotiales; Aspergillaceae. The coding region runs from base 1 to 3330 and encodes 1109 amino acids. Gene Ontology annotation, biological process: protein deubiquitination. The record is from RefSeq and is a predicted model, not a curated record.